This is a messenger RNA of Rhododendron vialii, 2086 nucleotides long. RefSeq names its product ALBINO3-like protein 1, chloroplastic. Gene Ontology annotation, cellular component: chloroplast thylakoid membrane. The transcript has 11 exons. The coding region runs from base 122 to 1735 and encodes 537 amino acids. Gene Ontology annotation, molecular function: membrane insertase activity. The record is from RefSeq and is a predicted model, not a curated record. Gene Ontology annotation, biological process: protein insertion into membrane; thylakoid membrane organization; protein localization to chloroplast. Lineage: Eukaryota; Viridiplantae; Streptophyta; Magnoliopsida; Ericales; Ericaceae.
CCACACAGAAGUGGCAAAACCCAUCCAUCUCCCCUUCUUCAGUUUCCUCAACCUUUUGUUAAAAACUCUGAAAGAAACCCAGUAUAGUUCUUGGGUUUGCACGACAAGAACACCAACUCACAUGUCCAGUUUUCUGUCAAUUGCACCAAACUCACCCCCCUCUCUCUUCCCCAACCGAACCAGACCCACAAACCCUCUUCUACACCGAACCCACAAUGUGGGUUUAUCCAACCAGAGACGCACACUGUGCGCGUCCGGGUUCGGGCACGUACCGUUUCCAGACCCGGAUAGCGCGAAGGGCCUGAUUAAGGACCUGUUUGGUAGAGCGAAUGGGUUUCUCUAUCCGAUUGCGAAUGCCGCCGUUUCGUCGAAUUCGGAUGCUGUUACGGGCUCGAAACAGGGUGGUGAUUGGUUGUCUGGGGUUGUUAUUGACAUGGGAGGUGUUCUUAAGGUUUUGAAGGAUGGGUUAUCUGCUGUACAUGUUCCUUAUGCUUAUGGUUUUGCAAUCAUUCUCCUAGCUGUACUCGUCAAGGUUGCCACCUUUCCAUUAACAAAAAAUCAGAUUAAAUCUACAGUGGCAAUGCGAUCACUACAACCUCAAAUAAAGGUUAUUCAGCAACGGUAUGCUGGAGACCAGGAGAGGAUUCAGCUAGAAACUGAUCGGUUAUAUAAACUAGCUGGCUUUAAUCCAUUGGGAGGGUGCCUGCCGAUUCUAGCAACUGUACCCAUCUGGAUUGGAAUAUAUAGAGCCCUUGCAAACGUGGCAGAUGAGGGACUCCUGACUGAAGGCUUCUUCUGGAUACCCUCCUUGGCUGGUCCGACUGCAAUUGCCACACGACAAGGUGGCAGUGCUAUCUCAUGGCUUUUUCCUUUUGUAGAUGGUCAUCCUCUGCUUGGUUGGCCUGAUACCUUGGCAUAUCUUGUCUUGCCGGUGCUGCUGGUUCUGGCACAGUACACCAUUGUCCGAAUCAUGCAGUCAUCACAGGCUAAUGAUCCAAGCUUGAAGAGUUCUCAAUCAAUAACUAAAUUUCUGCCCUUGCUGUUCGGUUUUUUGGCUCUGUUAGUUCCUUCUGGUCUGAGCCUUUAUUGGUUCACAAAUACAGUAUUGAGCACAGCACAACAGGUAUGGCUUAAAAAUUCAUGGGUUGCAGAAAAUUCAAUGAGUAAACUUACUGAUACUAUCAUUGAAGAGGAGCCACCCCUAGUUCAGACACCCAUCUUUUUAACCAGCACCACCGAAAAGGAACCCCGAGCAGAAAUGUUGCCUCCACAGGGGCCCCGUCCUGGUGAAAGAUUUAGGAAGAUUAAGGAGCAAGAAGAAAAGAGAAGACAGCAGAGAGAGGAAGAAAAGAAUAAAGGUGAAGAGGCAGCAGUUGAUGCGACUCAACCAAAUGGGGCAUAUGGGAAAGAAACCAUUUUAGGUCAGGGGGAAAGUGGAAAUGAAGCGGAAACAAGGGUUUCUAGUCAUGGAAGCGGUGAUUCUAUGACUGGGAUUAACGAUGCAUCCAGCACUGGAAAUCAUGUUGUGAAUGGCAAUCUUUCUAUGUCGGACUCAAAGGAAGAUCAGAAGACUAUCCUUGAGAUGGAAAGCAGUGAACAGUCUUCUAAUUGCAAGGAUGGGAGAGGUGACCAAAGUCUCCAUGGGAAUCCAGAUAAGGAAGAAGCAGUUGCUGCCAUCGGUAAACCAGAUUACGAACUUUCUGGUGAAGAUAUGGCGCAGGACAGAAGUGAGUGAACGACAGAAACGGAAGCUGAGCUGGAGUAUUGGUAUCAGAUAUUCGAGUUGAAGGGAUUUGCUGGUAUAGUUACUCUCACACUAAUUAGUUAAAAGCGUAUACUAGCAACUUGAUACCGUUCCUUGCACUGGCAAAAUUAUCGAAUCAACUUUGGAGGAUCGGCAAGCGGUUCAAAUGGAGCAUUGUUUGUUUGCUUGGUCUGUUUAGAUGGAAGUUGAGGUCAGUGAAGUCUUUGGAGAGAUUUCGUGUAAAUUUACCUCUGGCAUUCCUGCAAUUGAAUAGCUAUCUUUUAUUGAAACAGAAUUUACCAACAAUAUUGUUAAAUCAAUCGGGUUUAAAUGUGGACAAAA